Messenger RNA from Dentiscutata erythropus, 1509 nucleotides. The record is from the annotation of a GenBank genome assembly. NCBI's taxonomy places the organism in Eukaryota, Fungi, Glomeromycota, Glomeromycetes, Diversisporales, Gigasporaceae.
AUGUAUAAUACUCAAGUCUUACCUCCGUUAAGUACUACUGUUGGUAACGGCGACUGUAAACCUAAUGGUGAUUCACCUGAUAUAAAACAAGAACAGCGUGAUGGUACUUUUGAAUCCAAUGUCCCACCAACUCCUUCCCCUUCUUUGUCUCCUACUCUUACUCCAACCGACCUUCCAAGUAAUCACUCAAGAAUGUCUAUAAAUCAAUUGUGUAACGAUACUGACGAUGAGGUAAAAGAGGCCGCUGCUGUUCUAGAAAAUAUGAAACAAGGUCUUCCACCAAUUGAAAUACCUCCUCAUUCUACACAAAUAGAAAACGAUGGUUCAGGUCAAAUGCCGACCUCACCUUCUGCUGAAACGGACAAUACUUUAAUGUCACGAAUAGGAGGCGGUAUAGGUCUUUUACGAAGAGGCAUGAAUUUCUAUGAACAGGGCAACUACCCUUUCAUGAAAAUGGUCGGCAAUCAAGUUUCUAAAAUAUCAAAACCUGAUGUAAUAACGAAGGAUGAUACUUCUGGUCAAAAUGAUUGUGAAUCUCGUAAGAGAGGUGUUCAUGGUGAAUUAAGAAGUUCAUCUCCUUCAUAUAGAUCCCCAUCUCGAUCUCAUCGUUCUUCUCAAUCAAAUGGCUCUCAAAAUAGUUCUUAUUCUCUUUACUCCACUUAUCCUAAUAACAAUUAUACUACAUCUUCAAAUUCUACUACUACUGUACAACGUAGUGGUUGGCAAAAGUAUGCUACGCAGCAUAUAGGUAAUCAAAUUGCUGCUUUAAGGAGCAUUAUUGACAGUUUUACCUCCCCUAGUUCAAGUGGUGCUCUUAUAUCUCAAUCAUCUUCAAAGCUUGCUUCAAUUAAAAAAGAAGUUGUUGAUACUCUUCGUAAAGUCAUCGAAGUUGUUUCUAAAUAUGCCAGCAAGUGUCUUCCUGAACAUGCAAGACACAACGUUAGAAGUUUUAUCUUAAGCUUACCUUCAAGAUGGGCUUCUAUUAAUCAUUCUGAUCACUCUUCAUCUGUUUCUCCCGCUAAUUCUCCUCGUUUGGCUCCUUCAAACGUUCAUCAUAUCAAUCAAACUACUGAUUACGCUCGUCGUCUAUUAAGUUUAGCAAAUGAAUCUCUUGAUAUGCUUCGUAGUGUUGCUGGUAUAUUUGGUGAAACUGUAGGCCGUGCUGAAGCUUGGGUUGAACGUUUAAGUUCUUUUGGUGUAACUGGUGGAGGUGCAAAUGCUAUGGGUCCAAUUCAUUUUGAUAAUAUACCUACUCCAAAUGGUAACGGCUACGUUUACAGUCCACCUACUCGUUCGCGUAGAUCUUCCAAUAAUUCUACCCAUAAGACUCGAAAGUAUCGUCCUACUCAUCCUCUUAAUAUGCGUAUGGAAAUGGAUGGUCGUCGUGUAAAAUCUCAAAAUUCUUCAAAAACUACUUCUCAUUCUAACGGUUCAUUAAAUGGUGUUAAGAAAAGAAAGAAAGCUGAAAAAAAAGAAAAUGAUAGAAUGGAUUUGGAUCUUCUUAAUUAG